Plectropomus leopardus (leopard coralgrouper) is the source of this 325-nucleotide messenger RNA. Lineage: Eukaryota; Metazoa; Chordata; Actinopteri; Perciformes; Serranidae. The record is from RefSeq and is a predicted model, not a curated record.
AUGGCAGAAGAAGCUCCAGCUCCAGCCGCCGCCGCUCCGGCCAAAGCAGCCAAGAAGAAGGUCUCCAAACCGAGGAAGGCCGGUCCCAGCGUCAACGAGCUGCUCGUUAAAGCUGUGGCCGCAUCCAAGGAGCGGGGCGGCGUGUCUUUGGCCGCCCUCAAAAAGGCUCUGGCUGCCGGAGGAUAUGAUGUGGAAAAGAACAAGGCCCGCGUCAAGACCGCCAUUAAGUCUUUGGUGGCCAAGGGCACUCUGGUGCAGACCAAGGGGACCGGGGCCUCCGGAUCCUUUAAGAUGAGCAAGAAGGCUGCUGCUCCUCCAAAGGCCA